GUGCACAAAUUUGAAAAUUUUACAAAAUGGGAGAAAUAACGCAUAAUUUGAAAAGUCUCCAAAACCCAAACUACACUGAUGACCUUUUAUGUGUGUGUGUUUCGUGUGGGUCGGGGUGGGACAAGUUAAUAUGCUCUUUUCUUCCCGACAGAAAGAUUCAGUACGCUUUAGGAGUUCCUCAGAGACGGACGCCUUCCGGAAGCGAGCCGGAAUUAGUGGUCACAGAGCCACAGAGAAGACAGUGAGGAUAAGUGGCAGCAGAUUGUGCCAAGUGUCCGCGAACGAGACGGAAUUCAGCGGCAGGGAACGCCUCCCUGGAUGUCAGGAAGGGCCCCUGAGUGCGCCCCACAGCGUCACCUUGUGUGUUAGAGGGCCUCCCGGAGGACGGUGUGUAGCUGAAGACCCUCCGGAUCAGCAAAUGGCCGUAGAGUUGUCAAUUGGCUCUGCGCUGCCGGCCCAUGGGACAAUGGAGGAGUCGCCAAGAGCUCUUCGCGCUUUGCACCUCAAGGACUCUGCAAAGUCGCCGGAAAGGAAUGGCUUCGCCAUGCUGAAGCCACCAGUAGAGUUGCUUUUACGCUCUACCACAUCCUGUCCCGAAGGAAGUCACGAGAGCUCGUCAAUUAGCUCUCCUUCAUCAGCGUCCGGAGACGCAAGAAGAGUUGUCAUUUGGCUCUUCCCGUUGCUGUGGAAAGGAAAUGGGAAAAGGCAUCCCAUACAUGCAAUCAUCCCCUUCCGGAAGAUCGUGAUAGAACGACGAGAGACGCCGUCGCUGAGAGAUAUGCUGUAAAAGAAGAACCCCUGUACACAAGAAAAGGUCAAAUAAACCCUGGACUACCAGGAUAGAACCUUAUAAAUGGCGCCCAACCAGCGGUGGAACCAGAAAGAUUCAGUACGCUUUAGGAGUUCCUCAGAGACGGACGCCUUCCGGAAGCGAGCCGGAAUUAGUGGUCACAGAGCCACAGAGAAGACAGUGAGGAUAAGUGGCAGCAGAUUGUGCCAAGUGUCCGCGAACGAGACGGAAUUCAGCGGCAGGGAACGCCUCCCUGGAUGUCAGGAAGGGCCCCUGAGUGCGCCCCACAGCGUCACCUUGUGUGUUAGAGGGCCUCCCGGAGGACGGUGUGUAGCUGAAGACCCUCCGGAUCAGCAAAUGGCCGUAGAGUUGUCAAUUGGCUCUGCGCUGCCGGCCCAUGGGACAAUGGAGGAGUCGCCAAGAGCUCUUCGCGCUUUGCACCUCAAGGACUCUGCAAAGUCGCCGGAAAGGAAUGGCUUCGCCAUGCUGAAGCCACCAGUAGAGUUGCUUUUACGCUCUACCACAUCCUGUCCCGAAGGAAGUCACGAGAGCUCGUCAAUUAGCUCUCCUUCAUCAGCGUCCGGAGACGCAAGAAGAGUUGUCAUUUGGCUCUUCCCGUUGCUGUGGAAAGGAAAUGGGAAAAGGCAUCCCAUACAUGCAAUCAUCCCCUUCCGGAAGAUCGUGAUAGAACGACGAGAGACGCCGUCGCUGAGAGAUAUGCUGUAAAAGAAGAACCCCUGUACACAAGAAAAGGUCAAAUAAACCCUGGACUACCAGGAUAGAACCUUA
Molecule: messenger RNA, 1579 nt
Organism: Lutzomyia longipalpis
Lineage: Eukaryota; Metazoa; Arthropoda; Insecta; Diptera; Psychodidae
Exons: 2
Coding region: 854-1516 (220 amino acids)
Source: RefSeq, a predicted model, not a curated record